Molecule: messenger RNA, 1404 nt
Organism: Lindgomyces ingoldianus
Lineage: Eukaryota; Fungi; Ascomycota; Dothideomycetes; Pleosporales; Lindgomycetaceae
Product: FAD/NAD(P)-binding domain-containing protein
Exons: 1
Coding region: 148-1404 (418 amino acids)
Cellular component (GO): cytoplasm
Molecular function (GO): electron-transferring-flavoprotein dehydrogenase activity; flavin adenine dinucleotide binding
Source: RefSeq, a predicted model, not a curated record
UGAGCAUGUCUUCACAAUGAGAUCUUUCCAAUCCAUCACUAGUUUCACAUUUCUGCAUUUCUUCAAUCGAUACCCACAGGUUUUUUAAAGCUAUCUUCUAAAUCCACUCACCUUCCUACGCACCGCGAAUCUGUUUCAGCCCUCACCAUGUCUGAACGACGCAAUAUCGUCAUUCUUGGCGCCUCCUUUUCUGGUCUCCUCUCCGCUCACUAUACUCUCAAGCACAUCCUCCCUGCCCUAAAAGCCAAGAAAGAUGCUAGGUAUCACGUCUACGUCAUCAGUCCAUCAUCCGACUUCUAUUUCCGUAUAGCGUCCCCACGAACUGGUGCUUCGACAGCGCUUUUACCUGCGGAGAAGAUUUUCUUUGAUAUCCAUAAGGCUUUCAAGCCGUACCCAGCAGAAGACCUCACCUUCAUCCAAGCAGCUGCUACUGGUCUCAAUAUCACAUCUCGUUCAGUGUCCUACAAGCGGAGCGAUUAUCUUGGAGAUGAGACUCUCAAUUACCAUGCUCUCAUUGUCGCAACAGGUACUAGGACCCACGACCCCGUCUACUCUCAGCACACCGACUCCGCAGCUACGAUUAAUGCGAUUAAGAGCAUGAAUGCGAAAGUUUCAUCAGCUAAGGAUAUAAUCAUCACUGGAGGUGGUCCUACAGGUGUCGAAAGUGCUGGCGAACUUGGCGAGCUCCUGAACGGCAAACCAGGCUGGUUUAGCACGCCUCCCCGCAAAGUCAACAUCACUCUCAUCACAGCCGCCAAUCAACUCCUACCCACCCUCCGACCAGCCCUCGGCAAAAAAGCCGAGGAUAAACUCAAGAAGCUCGGCGUCGAUGUCCUCUACAACACUCGCGUAGCGGCCGUUAGCCCAUCCUCUAAUAACCGCACCGCUGUCACUCUCACUAAAGGUGAUCGCCUCGAAGCCGAUCUAUAUAUCCCGGCGCACGGCGUCCUCCCCAACACUUCCUUCCUUCCAUCCUCCCUCCUAACCACCUCGGGCUACCUCAAAACAAACGCCUCCACCCUCCGCGUCGACGACGCCGGCGCCCGCGUCUACGCCAUUGGCGAUGUAUCCUCCUACUCCCGUAACAACAUCCUCGACAUCUACGACGCUCUCCCUAUCCUGGGAAUCAAUCUGAAGCGUGAUCUACUCGCCUACAACCCACAAUACCCCAACGAGAAAGCGCCUGGAAAGGACAGGUUAUAUAAACCUAAUACGAGUGAGAUGAUGAUUGUACCGAUUGGUAGUGCUGGUGGUGUUGGGGUGAUUUUUGGCUGGAAGGUGCCGAAUUGGUUUGUUUGGUUGCUGAAGAGUCGAGAUUUUAUGGUGGGGAUGGGACCGCCGGGGGUCGUUGGUGGGGGAAAGGUGGCGAAGGAGUAUGCUUGGACAAAAGAGGAGGCUGUUUAG